UGCACAUGUGCAGUUAUCCACUCUAGUUACCCAUAACCACAAUGUACAAAUGCAGUCUAAUUGAACCUAUAAUAUUCUGACGUGUGUAGUAGAAAAUGGAGAUAAUUUUACACGAGUAGGCUACAAUGAGACAAAGUACAUAACAAGUGUGUUGCUAUGUCAAGGAACCGAAAGGAGGGAGACGCCCUGACCGGGACGCUUUCGCUUUCAAUCCCGCACUCACCUGGCGCGGACAUCACCAUCAGGACACCUUUCCGCCCACCUGGAGACCAACAGUUACGCAUAAGUGAAGCAUAUGAAACUGCUUUAAAAUCUUUCACUUAUCUUUCCUCACCUUGUGGUCCACAUCAUGUGAACAGCAGCAGCUCAGAUUAAAAGCUCUCUGUGGUUUCUGUGGAGGCCUUUCUUAUUGUAGCACACAGAGGAGAAGAUAAGGGGACCUUGACUUCGUCCUUGUGAUUACAACGAAGAUGGGUAAAGAACAGAGCACCCUUCAGCAGAAGGGCUACACUAUUGAAAAGGAAACAGAAAACUGGGUUACAGCCACGAAGGACGGUGACAGAUUUUUCAUAAGAACGAUGAAGAUUUCCCCAAAUGCAGCAUUAAUCUCAGAGAUGGAAACUCUCAAUUCAAUAACCCAUCCUCAUGUUACGAGCACCAACAAUUCUUUUAAAGAUGAAGAUCAUGACGUGUACUACCUAGUGGCGGAGCACUGUCACAGUGGGAGUCUUGCAGAAAAGGUCAAAGGGACGAGUCUUGAUGAGUCUCAGAUACUGAGCUGGAUUGUUGAGAUCUGUAUGGCACUGCGAACCAUUCAUGAAAACGACUUGUUUCACAAAAAUCUGACACCACAGAACAUAUUCUUCACAGAAUUUGGAACUCUGCGCUUGGGUGGAUUUGGGAAACUCAAGGGAAACAUUGUAAGUUCUGCAGGAGGGGAAGCAGUUAAUUAUCUGGCACCAGAGGUCUUCUCAAGUGCAACAUAUGACGCUAAAAGUGACAUUUGGUCGGUGGGAUGCAUACUCUACGAGCUCUGUACUCAGAAAUUAGCGUUCUCUGCAGAGACCACAGUCGAUCUCAACCCCAGAAUUAUUUCUGGUCCUGUCCCUCGUCUCCAAGACACGUGGUCAUCUGAGUUUCAGGAACUCUUUAGUGACAUUUUGCAGAGAGACCCUGACUCAAGACCUACAACCUAUGAGAUUUUGGGGCGUCCCAUUGUUUUACAAUGUCUCUUAAAAAAGAGUGAAACAACUGUAGAGAACCUUCAGAUUCAGUUGGGCAAGCUGAGAGCUGUGGCCGACAGUUUGGAAAGUGUGCACCAGGGCGCCACCAUCGGCAGUCUGGCAGGAGGAGUGAUCGGAGCAGCAGGAGGGAUUACCUCCAUCGUGGGUCUUGUUCUGGCUCCCUUCACUUUGGGAACUUCACUUAUUGUCACUGGUGUGGGAAUCGGGGUGGGUGUUGCUGGUGGGAUCACUGCCGGUGCCUCAAAUAUCACAAACAUGGUCAACCAGGCCUCUGAUCGCAAAGCUGUUCAAAGCAUCAUCAAAGAGUUUGAUGAGAAAAUGAAGGCAGUGGCCCUCUGGCUGCAGGAGAUCAGCUACAGUUUGGAGGCAAUCUCCAGACGUUACUCAGGUGAUGUGCCUAGUGAUGAGGACAGCAGUUUCAAUCAAGAAAACUUUGCAAAGCUUGGCGCAAGGAUAGGAAAGGGCUUAGGAGGCGUUAGUGAACUGUUUCGUCUACUUAGAGUAGCAAACGUUGGCAAAAUCGCAGCACAAGCAUCCAGGGCAGUACGAGUGGCAGAGGUAGCCACUGGUGCACUUUCUGCUUUAUUUGUGGCAGCAGAUAUCUUCUUUAUUGCCAUGGAUGCUAAAGAGAUUCACCACAUUAGGCAGACAACAGCAGAUGGUCAAACACAAUCUGAGAUCAUGAAAUUCGUCCAUUCCAUCAGGCAGACUGCAGACGAGUUGCAGAAAGGUUUGGAUGAGAUCAAAAACCUCAUUCAAAUCAUCCCCUCUCUUGAGGAUGAGAGAGAGUUGGAAUGGGAAUGUAUUUAAAGUUGUGUUGCUUCUGGGUCGUACAUGUGUUUUAUAAGAUUUAGAGGGGAAUAUCCAAAGAAAAGUAUUGUUAAUCUAUAUUAAUACAAUAAUACAUGUGUUUGUGACAGUACUACUUGAAGAAAUGCUGAAUAUUUAUUGUGUUUAGAGUAAAAACAGCACCAACUCAUGAUGAUAAUAAUGGUUAUUAAGAAAGGACAUUUAGGAGGAUCUAUAUAUUCCCUCCUAAGCUUCCUAUUGGAAAAUGACGUGCAAUCAGCUGAUUCCCUUCAAUUGCAUCCAAUGGGCAAAUGUCAUUCAGGGCACCGUAUUUAAGCUGCUUUAGCCUGCCUACCUUUGCUCCCUCCUCUGCAAGCCCAAUGCAACCCACCCCCACCCCAGCUCUUCCUUUUAUGCUGUAUCUGAUUUAAUCAAUGUAAUUUAUGUUGCCAUUGAUGCUAGCUCUGUUCUGUACCCAGUGGGGUCUUUGCUGCUGCUCUCCUUGUCUUAAGCUUUGUGUGCACAUGGAAGGGCAGUGAGGUCCAAGAACAGAGCCACACCACCAAAUAUAACAUUCUGCAUUUGGAAAUAAAGUUUUCUUUUGACAAA
Dicentrarchus labrax (European seabass) is the source of this 2642-nucleotide messenger RNA. Its product is annotated as apolipoprotein L1. NCBI's taxonomy places the organism in Eukaryota, Metazoa, Chordata, Actinopteri, Moronidae. Gene Ontology annotation, molecular function: protein kinase activity; lipid binding; ATP binding. The record is from RefSeq and is a predicted model, not a curated record. Gene Ontology annotation, biological process: lipid transport; lipoprotein metabolic process; protein phosphorylation. Bases 471 to 2054 code for a protein of 527 amino acids. The transcript has 12 exons. Gene Ontology annotation, cellular component: extracellular region.